AUGCAUAAAACCCGAAGGAUCGUGUCCGCGGCGCCUUCCACGGCGACUCUCGGGACCGCUUCAGCCGCUUCAUCGACGACUCCCGGACGUUCCUCGGGGCUGUCAUCGUCGUCUCAAGCCGAGUCAGUUUCUGCCUUAGGCACCAAACCACGCCGUCUGAGGCCGACCGAUUCGACGACACCACUCUUGGCAGAGGACUUUGACGACGACGACGACGACGACGACGACGACGACGACGACGACGAUAUGACUGACAAAAAUGACGAAAUUACGGCCACGGCUUCUGAGGCCGAAGAGUGGCAGGAUAGAGAGGGUGAUCUUGAUUCUGCGUUGGCCAAGAAAGUUUUGAGGAAGAUUGAUAUGCGGUUGAUACCACUACUGUUUGUUACCUACAACUUAAAUUUCAUGGACAAAACCAUCCUCUCAAGCGCGUCUGUGUUUGGCUUGAAGGAUUCCACGAAUCUUCACGGUACACAAUAUAGCUGGGUGUCUUCGGUGUUCUAUUUCGGCUAUCUGUUUUGGUCGUACCCGACCUCUAUUCUAAUCCAGCGUCUUCCAAUUGGAAAAUAUGUGGCCAUCAACACAUUCUUCUGGGGAACCGUGGUCGCCCUGACCGCUGCGUGCACGAAUUACGGAGGUCUGAUAACGGUGCGAUUUCUUCUCGGCGUAGCAGAAGCCACCAUCUCCCCGGCUUUCCUCUACAUCACGUCGUCAUGGUUCACGCGGUCUGAAAUCCCCACUCGCGUUGGCAUCUGGUUCGCGGGAAACUCGCUCGGCGGCGUCUUCGCUAGCUUCAUCGCCUACGGAAUCGGCCACAUCUCGCAUCCACUCGAGCCAUGGCAAUGGCUCUUCAUUGUCCUCGGUAUUGCGACCUUCGUCUGGGGCCUUCCUCUCUACUUCCUGCUCCCGGACUCUAUCUCCUCGGCCAAAUUCCUCACCGCUGAAGAGAAGCGUUGCGCCGAGCAGCGCGUCGCAGUGGCCGGCACGGGCAAAGCGAAGCACGUGUGGCAGCCCUCUCAGCUACUAGAAUGCCUGAUGGACCCGAAAACCUACUUCUUCUUCGCCAUCUCGCUGCUCACGCAGAUCCCGAACGGCGGAACGCAAAACUUCGGCAACCUGGUCCUCAAAGGCUUCGGCUUCACGUCCCUCCAAACGACGCUCGUCACGCUGCCGUCGUCCUUCAUCGCCUUCUUCACCAUCAUGGGCACGGGCCGGCUCGCGGGCCGCUUCCCCAACGUCGCGACGUACCUGAUUGUCGCCGUCGUGCUGUGCCCCGUCACGGGCUCGGCCAUCAUCUACAGCAGCGGCGUGUCGCGCGGCGUCAAGCUGUUCGCGUACUACCUGCUGUCGACGGGGCCCGGCGCCCUCCCGCUCGCCAUGAGCCUGGUCGGCGUCAACUACAAGGGCAGCACCAAGAAGAUGAGCAUGACGGCCAUCCUGUUCUGCGCCUACUGCGCGGGUAAUAUUGCUGGCCCGCAUUUCUUCGUCGAGAGCGAGGCGCCACACUACCUGACGGCGUUCAGGGCCAUCAUGAUUUGCUACGCGCUGGUUGUGGUCAUGGCCAUGGGACUGCGGGCGUACCUGACUUUCGAGAACAAGAGGAGGGAUCGGAAGGAGGGGGUGGUCAAGGGGGAUGGAGGGGCUGGGGAGGUGGUGGAUGCGGAAGGGGAGGAUGAGGAGCUGACGGAUUGGAAGACCAAGGGAUUUAGGUACCGGAUGUGA
Messenger RNA from Lasiodiplodia theobromae, 1722 nucleotides. Its product is annotated as MFS transporter. Gene Ontology annotation, biological process: tripeptide transport; dipeptide transport; allantoate transport. NCBI's taxonomy places the organism in Eukaryota, Fungi, Ascomycota, Dothideomycetes, Botryosphaeriales, Botryosphaeriaceae. Bases 1 to 1722 code for a protein of 573 amino acids. The transcript is spliced from 3 exons. The record is from RefSeq and is a predicted model, not a curated record. Gene Ontology annotation, cellular component: plasma membrane. Gene Ontology annotation, molecular function: dipeptide transmembrane transporter activity; allantoate transmembrane transporter activity.